AUGACUUUCGUGAAGAUGUCGAUCAGCAACCGUACUCCCGGCCCCGAGGGAUCUUUGGGAAAGAGGAGUAUGGGUUUAAAGAGACAAAGGACCUUUAUGAGCCUGCGGCUUUGUAGACAGCGACGUCGGUGCAGAGUGGGGUGGCCUCAAGUGUGCGGAGAUUUCGAUCUUGCGCCCUUCACGGACAUCGUGGCGUUCACUACCAUCUGA
Laccaria bicolor S238N-H82 is the source of this 210-nucleotide messenger RNA. RefSeq lists its product as uncharacterized. Lineage: Eukaryota; Fungi; Basidiomycota; Agaricomycetes; Agaricales; Hydnangiaceae. The record is from RefSeq and is a predicted model, not a curated record. Bases 1 to 210 code for a protein of 69 amino acids. The transcript is spliced from 2 exons.